Molecule: messenger RNA, 1497 nt
Organism: Calidris pugnax (ruff)
Lineage: Eukaryota; Metazoa; Chordata; Aves; Charadriiformes; Scolopacidae
Product: cytosolic carboxypeptidase 2-like
Exons: 5
Coding region: 1-1497 (498 amino acids)
Biological process (GO): proteolysis
Molecular function (GO): zinc ion binding; metallocarboxypeptidase activity
Source: RefSeq, a predicted model, not a curated record
AUGGUGGCGGGUCCAGGAGCCGGAGCGUGGCCCGUCCCGCCGUGCAGGGGCCCCUACGAGUACGUGCUGAGGCUGCGGCCGGACCUCUACACCGCCAAACACACCCAGUGGUUCUACUUCCGCGUCCAAAACACCCGCAAGGACCCCCUCUACCGCUUCACCAUCGCCAACCUGGCCAAGCCCAAGAGCCUCUACGGCCAGGGGCUGCGGCCCCUGCUCUACUCCCAGCGGGACGCCCAGAGCCGCGGUGUGGGCUGGCGCCGGGUGGGGACCCACGUCCGCUACUACCGGGGUGCGGAGGAAAAGGAGGAGGAACCGGCCACCUUCCGCCUCUCCUGGACGGUGCGGUUCCCCCACGACAGCGACACUUGUUUCUUCGCCCACUCCUACCCCUACACCUACUCCGACCUGCAGCGGUACCUGGCGGGGCUGGCGGGCGACCCUGCCUGCUCGCGGUACUGCGCGGUGCGGGCGCUGUGCCGCAGCCUGGCCGGUAACACCGUCUACCUGCUGACCAUCACCAGCCCCGCCGGCACGGGGGCGGCCAAGCGGGCGGUGGUGCUGAGCGCCCGCGCCCACCCCGGGGAGAGCGGAGGGUCCUGGGCCAUGAGGGGGUUCCUGGAUUUCCUCCUCGGCCCCCACCCCGACGCCCGGCUGCUGCGCCGCCUCUUCGUCUUCAAGGUGGUGCCCAUGCUCAACCCCGACGGGGUGGUGGUGGGCAACUCCCGCUGCUCCCUGGCGGGACGCGACCCCAACAGGGCCUACGGGACGGCGCUGCCGGGCUCCUUCCCCGGCGUGUGGCACCUGCGGGCCAUGGUGGAGAGGGUGCUGGCAGAGAGGGAGGUGGUGCUGUACUGCGACUUCCACGGGCACAGCCGGAAGAACAAUGUCUUCAUGUACGGCUGCGACGGCGGCGCCGGGCUGCGGCUGCUCCAGCGCGUCUUCCCCCUGAUGCUGAGCAAAAACGCCCCCGACAAGUUCUCCUUCCCCAGCUGCAAGUUCAAGGUGCAGAAGAGCAAAGCAGGGACGGGCAGGGUCGUCAUGUGGCGCAUGGGCAUCUCCAACAGCUACACCAUGGAGGUGGCCUUCGGCGGCUCCACGCUGGGCGGCAGGAACUCACACUUCACCCUGGAGGAUCUCAAGGCGCUGGGCUACCACCUCUGCGACACCCUGCUCGACUUCUGCGACCCCCAUCCCGCCAAGGUGGGCUCACACCGCGGCGCCCAGACUGGUCCCAGUGCCACAGGGGGGGGAAUCCUAGGUGACGCUGGCUCCGUCCUGCAGCUCCAGCAGUGCCUGUCGGAGGUGGACGCGCUGCUGCGGCAGCGGCUGGGCCGGGAGCCGGGCUCCAGAUGGAGCGACGUCUCCACCUCGGAGCUGGAGUCCAGCACCAGCGGUUCCGACAGCUCCGUGUCCGACGGGCCCCCCGCUCCCCUCCACGGCACGGCCCGGCCGGUGAGUCACCAAGUGCCACUGCUUUUGGGGUGGGAGGGAUGA